AUGUCUCGUUUGCAACAAUUUAAAUUUCAUAUUCGUUCAAUAUUACGACAUGCUCCACAUAUAGAAGUUGAUACAAUUCGUCAAAGUUUUAACAAAGAACAACAGUCUGUUGAUUGUGUACUUGAUUAUUUCAAAAAUGGUUAUGGUCAGUGUCAAAUCUAUUCACUUCCUUUUAUUGGUACUCGUCUUGACUUCAUCUCAAAUCGAUUUCCACUUUUCGAUGUUAAGAAUACUUUCUCGAAUGUCACUACAUUAUUACUCUUUGAUGAUGGUAAACCCUUCGAAACUAUUUUUUUUUUUUGA
This is a messenger RNA of Rotaria sp. Silwood1, 303 nucleotides long. NCBI's taxonomy places the organism in Eukaryota, Metazoa, Rotifera, Eurotatoria, Philodinida, Philodinidae. The record is from the annotation of a GenBank genome assembly.